AGCAGAGAGCAGUGGAGCUGCCAGGCUUGUGGCUACAAGCACACUUAAUUGCAUCACAUCCGCAAGAGUGAUCCAGCUGGGUGUGUAUAGCUAUGUGGCUGUGUACUCUUUAGGUUUCUCUCUCCCCUUCCUUCCUCCCUCCCUCCCUCCCUCCCUCUCAUUCUCUCUCUCCUCCUCCUCUCGGUGAGUCUCUAGGUGAGUCAAAAGCAGCCCUGAAUCAGGAAGUAGGAUGCCGUGACAGACAUUAGUAGGCAGAAGGAAAUGGGCACCACCACCACACAAUGUCACUAUGUCUGCUGCUGCUCCUGUCCAUGGUAACACAAGGACGAGAGGGAGGAGAGGCCACAGGGAAAUGACCCCAUCGUCGAUCAUGUUGCUGCUGGCUCUGACAGCCUGCCUGGCGGGGACUGUGUUCUGCCAGGGUGAUGAGGACACAAGUACUGUUGAAGAAACACAAACAGAAAGUGAUGCCGGGUUCUCAGUGAUCCCACCUGUAAGUGAUGCUACCCCUACACCAGACUCAUACCUAUCAUCUGAGAGUCCUUCAGAGGAAUAUGAGACUGAAGCUGAAGCUGGUUCUGGGUUCAGUCCAGGUGUCAAUUUAGAAGGGGAGGAUCAUCUCAAAUCCUCUGAAGCACCACUGGAGGACAGUCUGAGUCUCACCUUUGUCCUGGUUCCUGUUGUGCUGGUGGUCGUGAUAAUCGCCAUGGUAGUGGGAGUAGUCAUAAUCAACCGCAGAUGGAAUCAGAAAGGAAAGAGCAAUUCUGAUCAUGUAGAAGAGGAUAAAUAUUUGCAUGGUAGCGAUGACACAGAAAAAGUUCCAAUGCCCAUGUUUGAGGAUGAUGUCCCCUCUGUGUUGGAGCUGGAGAUGGAAGACCUGGAACAGUGGAUGAAUAAAGACGGUGGAGUUCGAAUGGACUCUGGACAAGGGAUCUAACAUGAGAUCAUGGCUAGUCCCUAAAGAGUCACGGAGUCAGUCAAUUCUCUCUCUCAACCGUCCUCUUGCUGUACUGCCGGUGACAAAGGACAUUUCCCCAUCGCAGGGAAGGACAUUCUGUUACCCAGCAGCACUGUAGGCUUCUUCUUCACUGUACACCUCCACCAAGGUGACUGCAAAAAACAGGAAAUGCUGAAUUUAUUUUCCAUUUCAGCAUAAACAAAAGACAAGUAACAAUAAAUGCACAAGUUAAAUGUUUUUAGAACGUAACAUCUUAAAAUCUGCAUCAAAUGUACUGUGGUAUCGACUCUCUGGAGAAACAGUGUGUGGCAAUAGUCCUUUCACUACACGGAUCCUGAUUGUGGCCUAAUAAUGAAUGCUUUUUGCAACGCCUUCAACUCAGUACUGUGCCUUUUUAGUCAUUGUUUCAACUUCAUAUACACUUUUUAUGUGAUUGUUUUACUGUCUUUUGUAUUCAGCUGUCAUGCAGUGAGAGAGGAAGGAGUAAAACACAGGAGGUUGGUGGCACCUUUAUUGAGGAUGACAGGCUCGGGGUAAUGGCUGGAGCAGAAUGAGUGGAAUGGUAUCAAAUGCAUCAGACACUUGGUUUCCAUGCGUUUGAUGCCAUUCCAUUCGCUCCGUUCCAGCCAUUAUUAUGAGCUGUCCUCCCCUCAGCAGCCUCCUGUGGAGUAAAACGUGUAAAACUAUUGCUGAAAGCGGGUGUCGGUAGCCAUGUUCUGACACCCAGACAACAAUAUCAGGACUUGACCUCCAAAGAUCCUACAGGCCCUCCCCUUUACAACAUAAACACAUAUUCCAUGCCCACAAUAAAGCCAGACCAGAUGGUAUAUACCCUUAUUCCAACGGCCAACUAACCCAGUCCCAUGAUAGAUAUGAUGGCUCUAACCCAGUCCCAUGAUAGAUAUGAUGGCUCUAACCCAGUCCCAUGAUAGAUAUGAUGGCUCUAACCCAGUCCCAUGAUAGAUAUGAUGGCUCUAACCCAGUCCCAUGAUAGAUAUGAUGGCUCUAACCCAGUCCUAUGAUAGAUAUGAUGGCUCUAACCCAGUCCCAUGAUAGAUAUGAUGGCUCUAACCCAGUCCCAUGAUAGAUAUGAUGGCUGUAACCCAGUCACAUGAUAGGGAUGAUGGCUCUAACCCAGUCCCAUGAUAGAGAUGAUGGCUGUAACCCAGUCCCAUGAUAGAGAUGAUGGCUCAACAAAUGUUUAUGCUAAAGACUGGCUAGUGUCUCCUCCUCUGUUCUGCUCUGUCCCUUCUGGUUGUAGUAUACAGACUGCACGUGGAUCUAUCUCUCUGUCUCUCUUUCACUCUCUCUCUGUCCCUCUCUCUCUCUCUCUCUCUCUCUCUCUCUCUCUCUCUCUCUCUCUUUCACUCUCUCUUUCUCUGUCUCUCUCUCUCUCUCUCUCUUUGUCUCUCUCUGUCUCUCUCUCUCUGUCCCUGUCUCUUGAGAAACAGUAUUUCACAAUUACUGUCAUUCCUUCCUAAGCAUGUAAUUCCUGUUGAUGGUACACUGUCUUUCAUUGGUUGAAUAUGUUUUUCCUCCAAUGAUAGUGGUGUUGUUGAUAUGCAAUCUGAAUCUACAAAUUCUCGUCACAUCGAUGUAUAAAUGUUUUGCUCAGCUCUACGUGACAGUCAGUAUUUUGCAGUAACUUUCAUUGUAAAUAUGUGGAAGAUAAAAAAAUUUGCUCGCGUGUAUAUUUUUUAAAUGUGUAAAUUGUGCUUGAUUUGAUACAAAUAUUGAUAUUUGCUUAUGGUCAUUGGAGUGAAUUUGGUCCCUCAAUCUCUGUUAGGUUCUCAUACUUGUCAGUAAUCCAAGUGUUACAGCAGUAGUUAUUGUAAUAAAGAGUAAUAAUUUCAACAUGGAACCAACUGUCCGGCCAAUACAUUUGCAUAUUUGUAUAUCAUCAAUAAAUCUGUGACGUGCUAUUUU
Messenger RNA from Oncorhynchus kisutch (coho salmon), 2884 nucleotides. Its product is annotated as transmembrane protein 154. Bases 290 to 937 code for a protein of 215 amino acids. The record is from RefSeq and is a predicted model, not a curated record. NCBI's taxonomy places the organism in Eukaryota, Metazoa, Chordata, Actinopteri, Salmoniformes, Salmonidae. The transcript has 9 exons.